GACCAGAGAUCGAUGCCGUUUAAUACAUCUCAGCAACACUGCGCCACCUGUCCACCUCCAGAUCUGAAGAUCAUUUGAGAUUCGGCGCUCCGGUCUUGCACUCGCAGCUUUAGAUUUUGUCCACGUCAUUCGCAGCGAUGGCCUUGAUCAUCUCCAUGUCAGAUGGGGCUCUUGGCCACGUGUAUAGCGAAGCCUCUCUGGACCUUCACUUGUUCCACAUCCGCAUCCCAAAAAUAAUAUCUUCUCUCCCUAUCCCCAACCCUCUCUCUCCUCCUCUCUCUCUCUGUCUCUCUACUUUUCUUCAGAUUCUGCAAUCCAGUCAAUCUUUCUUCUUUGUGCAAUCGGUUUAUGGUUUUAUAAUACUCGUAUACUUGUUUUUCUCCAUAUUUAUUUAUUUAUCCGUUGAUGUUGAAAACUUGUUAUUUUCUGAUCUCUUAUUUUAUCUGCUUCAUCGGGCUCAACAAUGGAGUAUUUGCGUUCGUCUGAUAAUAUUACGAGAGAUUGAAUUCUGAAGAAGGUUUCAUGUACCAUCAUUAAAUAGACCAUGAUAGCUCCUCUAUGAGAGCCCCUGCUGCCACAUUUUCACCUUUUCUGGAACUGGUAGAUGAUAGCUGUUGUGUUGACUGAUGAUGUUAAGGAAGGUAGUUGGCAGUGGACUAGGAUAACCAUAUGUAUUACGAGCAGAAGGAAGUCAGAAAUGGAGUGAUGGGAGAAGGGCAAGGUUCUGGCUCAUCCGAUGAGGAUGAGACUAGGGCAACUAGGGCAGAUGGUGCAGUUGCAGAUGUAGUGAAUGGGCGUGGAGAGGGUAUUCAGGUACAUGAUGGUUUGCAGAUACAACCACCACCUCAAGUUUCUGCUACAAUAAUACGUUGGGAGAGGUUUCUCCCUACUAGGUCGCUGAAGGUUCUUUUAGUGGAAAAUGAUGAUUCUACGCGUCAUGUUGUCAGUGCUCUACUACGGAAUUGCAGUUAUGAAGUCACUGCCGUUGCAAAUGGACUUCAAGCUUGGAAAAUCCUGGCAGAUCUGAAUAAUAAUAUUGAUCUUAUCCUAACAGAGGUAGUCAUGCCCAUUUUGUCGGGAAUUGGUCUUUUAUGCAAGAUUAUGAGCCACAAAACUUUGAAAAAUAUUCCUGUGAUUAUGAUGUCAUCUCAUGAUUCUAUGGGAAUUGUCUUUAAGUGUUUGUCAAAGGGCGCACUUGAUUUUCUUGUGAAACCAAUUCGAAAGAAUGAACUUAAGAACCUGUGGCAGCAUGUGUGGAGGAGAUGCCACAGUUCUAGUGGCAGUGGAAGUGAAAGCGGGACACAGGCAAAAAAAUCUGCAAAGUCGAGAAGUAAUGAUGACACUGAAAAUGAUACCAGCAGUAAUGAUGUGCAAGAUGAUGGUAGUAAUGGACCAAGUAUUCGGGAUGGAAGUGAUAAUGGGAGUGGCACUCAGAUGAACACUUUUAUCUUGCAGAGUUCAUGGACAAAGAGGGCUGCGGAGAAUGAAGGUCUUCAACCAUUAUCACCCUCCUGCCCGCUUGCGGAUGCUCCUGAUAGUACUUGUGCCCAGGUGAUCCAUUUGAAGCCUGAAACAUAUGGCAACAGGUGGGUGCAUGUUACUGAGGCAAAAGAUUGUCCAGACCAGGAUGAACGACUUGAAAAUGCUGCGAUGGGCAAAGACUUGGAAAUUGGAGUAUCUAGACCAGAUUCACGACUUGAGUAUCAGUGUGAGACAUCUUCACACCCAUUGAGCAAAUGGCAAAACAAGUCAUCUGAAGUAGACAGUAAGCCACCUGAUAAUACUCAACUGGAGGUCAAUAAUGAGAAUAUAAGCAGCAUGCGAACAGACGAAGGCCCAAAAUUGAUAAGCUCACUUACUAACUAUUUUAACCCACCAGCUGAAAGCAAAGACGUUGAUGCUUCAAACUAUCCUUUUGACAUAUCACAUGUCAGGGAUAAAGCAGGUUGUGUUUCUGGAGAAUUUCCAUCCUUUGAACUGACUUUGAAAAGGCAUAGAGGAACUGGAGACGGUGCAAAUGCUCUAACUGAUGACUGUAAUGUUCUAAGACAUUCAUCUCUGUCAGCAUUCUCAAAAUACAAUACAGUUUCUUCUGCAAAUCAGGCUCUUACUGGGAAUGUAGGUUCCUGGUCUCCCCUCAACAAUAGUUCUAUUGCAAUGAAGACAGAAAAGAUGCAGCAAAAUCCACCUGAUUUGAAUGGAGCUCCUCUCUAUCAGCAGUUGACUGGAAGUAGCAACAACAAUGAAAUUGCCUCCACUGCAGAAUAUGUUACCCCUAAGCCUGAAGCUUUCAAUGAUCAGUCUGAUUCCACAUCAGCAUUCAAAUCAUUUCAGUCUUCUGCAUUCCAAUCUGUUCAGAAUGAUCGUGUUAGUGCACCUCUGCAAGUGACCCCUGUAAAGUCAGAUGAUUUAGUGGUUGCUGCAGUUCAAGCACAAUGCAGAAGUUCGUACCAGCAGGUCCAAGUCCAGCACCACCACCACCACCACCACCACCAUGAUCAUUAUUAUCACGUCCAUACUAAGCAGAAGCAUCAAUCUCAGCCAGAUCAUGAUGAUACAUCACUGAGGAAUAUGACAUCAACUGCUCCACAAUGUGGGUCAUCUAAUGUGUUAGGAGGUCCCCUUGAAGGUAAUGCUAGAAACUAUAGUACGAAUGGGAGUGCCUCUGGGAGCAACCAUGGUAGUGAUGGGCAAAAUGGGAGCAGCACUGCCAUGAAUGCCGGAGCAACAAAUAUGGAAAGUGACAAUGGGGCUGCUGGUAAUAGUGGGACUGCUGCCAUCAGUGGAAGAGUGAGUGGAAAUGGAACAGAUGAUGACCGCAUUGCACUACGAGAGGCAGCCUUGAAUAAAUUUCGUCAGAAAAGGAAAGAAAGAUGCUUUGAAAAGAGGGUACGAUACCAGAGCAGGAAAAAGUUGGCAGAACAACGCCCUCGUGUCAAGGGACAAUUUGUUCGGCAGAUAAUGUCUGACGACAAAGGGCCCAAUGAUUGUCCUGGCCAUGACCUCACCUCCGAAGACAAUUCCAAUGAGAGUCCUAGAUAACAUUAGAAUGAUGCAGAUUGCUGAUCCAACCCUUGUUCCUGGUUGUGCAUGUUGACCAGUGUAUGCAGUGAAUGGAUUUAUGGUGUAUGACUCUUGGGUCGGAGAUGGUAAUACAUAGCAUUGAGAUAUUUGAUUUGAGUUUCUUUGUAAAACCUUUACAAGCUACGUUUAGCCUGUGUUUUAUGGUUAUGGAUCGUGAUAAUGUACGUUGGACUCGUGUUUGUACACUGUGAUGGUUUUAUUGUAGGCAGCCCUUGAAUAGGGUAACCUCCAUCCAAUUAAUCGGUCACGGUAAUGUGUGUUUCUUAACCUAA
Tripterygium wilfordii is the source of this 3356-nucleotide messenger RNA. RefSeq names its product two-component response regulator-like PRR37. Lineage: Eukaryota; Viridiplantae; Streptophyta; Magnoliopsida; Celastrales; Celastraceae. The coding region runs from base 670 to 3042 and encodes 790 amino acids. The record is from RefSeq and is a predicted model, not a curated record. Gene Ontology annotation, molecular function: protein binding. Gene Ontology annotation, biological process: cytokinin-activated signaling pathway; phosphorelay signal transduction system. The transcript is spliced from 11 exons.